AUGAAAGUCUCAGGCUGCUGUGCUCAAGCGCAGGGGGACCAAGACAACAAAGCCUCCUUUCUGCAGGAGAAGAUGGAGCAGAGGGAGAAAGAAGGAUCUCGCCAGGCAAAGGUGAUCUUGGAGAGGGUCCUGGUCAAGCACCACGAGGAGCGCGAGAAUAUCUUUGACCGUUGCCCUACUAACCCCGCGAAAUGCAUCCCGGCGAUGUCUCCCCGCCGUCGGAGUCCCCCACGCCGCCGGUCUGCCGGUGGUGGCGGCGGUGGCGGUGGCGGUCUUGGUGGAUUUUUGGGGGGCGCUACCGACUGGGCAUCGCAGGCUUUGGGCCAACUGCAGGCCGGCCUCCCAGAUUGUACGGUCACACCGCCCAAGUUCGAGCUGAAGAAGGACAACAUGGAAGUGAGUUUAUUCAAGGCUGAUUGCACGCUCAUCGCUGGGGGCAAGGAGAUCAAGCUCUUUAGCCUUGACUUCAGCAACCUGAUCAAGGUGCCUUGGCCUGAACCUCUUGGAACCAUAUUCAAGUCCAUCUCGGCCGUGACGUCCCUCGUGAAGCUUGGCGAGAAUCUCGUAAGCUGCGCCACAACGUCGGCGACUGAUGUCGUGAAGUGCUUGGGCAACAGCAUCAUUGCAAAUGUGCCCCCCUUCAGUCAGUUGACUCAGCUGGGCGACGUUCUCCUAAAGUGCGAUACGACGUCGGGGACUGAUACCGUGAAGUGCCUGGGCAACAGCAUCAUCACAAAUGUGCCCCCCUUCAGUCAGUUGACUCAGCUGGGCGACGUUCUCCUAAAGUGUGAUACGACGUCGGGGACUGAUACCGUGAAGUGCCUGGGCAACGGCAUCAUCACAAAUGUGCCUCCCUUCAGUCACUUGACUAACCUGGGUGACAUUCUCGUAAGCUGCGCCGCAACGUCGACGACUGAUAUCGCGAAGUGCCUGGGCAACAGCAUCAUCAACAAUGUGCCCCCCUUCAGUCAGUUGACUAAGCUGGGCGACAUUCUCGGUGACUUUCUGGGAGGCUUCGCCAAGGUGGCAGGCACGGUGGCAGGGCAUGUCUUGAAGGGAGGCUCCUCCUUGAUCCAAGAGGCCGCCCUCUCGAAGUUCCCGGCUGUGGGGGCUUCGCCGGUUGUGCAUCAUUCAGGCCACAGCCUCGUGAUCAAAACCCACAGCCGAAAGAACCAGAUGAAGGCUAAGAUGUCGACCCUUCAGAUGAGGGGGGACGACGAUCCUCCCAACGACGGUAUCAGCUUCAAUCUCCACGACGAAGGGAGCAACUACCAAUCCAAGUUGGUAACACAGUUCCAGGGCUACGAGAAGGACACGAGCUCCUGUUUGGCUUUCGCCCCGAAGAGCAAGCACGGCACUAACGGUCAGGCGACGGAAGCAGACUGGCAGGUGCAGACUGAGGACACAUUCGUUGCGCUGGAGCCUUGGGCCGUUCCGUGCGGAAACGAUUGGAUGAAGAGGAACUGGAACAAGUGGCAAGGCUAUUCGUUCUACAUGGGCGAGUCGGCCAUUGAAAGGUGCAUGACGGUAACGUACGGCAUCAAUGUCCAGCCCGUGGUGGCCUUUGUGGGCGGUGUGCAGUUCGACGUGAUGCCCGAGCCACUGGCAUCGGUGGACACGACGGUGUGCUGGCCAGACGGCAGGCCUGACGGUCAGGACCUGAGCUUGUUGCGAACCGAGAUCAAGUCCAGUGGCGUUCUGCUCUUUGGCCGAUCCCUCCGCCUGAGCAAGCGCUUCGGCAGUCCCACGGAUUUUGAAGGGGAGCACACGCACGCCAGCAUGGGAACUUGGCAGGGCUCCACCAACCCGCAGCAAGAAAUCUCCAGGACGAAGCUCCUCCAAACGAGCCAGAACGAGACUCGCCAGACAGCGUCCGGCGUGCGGGACGAGGGUGUGCUGGAAUGGAUGGAGGAGGAGGACUUUUACUUGGCCUCCGCAAACUACUCCGACCUGGGGAUGAACUUGACCUCAGAACUGCGUGGUGCAGCGGCGGCAAAGCACCUGAGCCUUACUGCCACCAGGGCGCAGGGAGGCUUCCAGCUCUUCCACUUCAACUUCGCGAAAACCGGGAUGGUGAACUUCCAGCUCAAAGCUCUUCUCGAUGGGACCAGCCUGGAGCUGCGAACCCAGUUGGGCUUCACCGAUCUCUUCAAGUCCGAAGAGAGGAAGUUGAAACUGGUGGACAUUGUGGAGCAAUUUGCCGCGGUGCUGCACGCCCUCCCAUUUGUGGCCCCAAUAAGCAGAGACAGAGCCCUCAAUGCCCUCAAGGACUUCGCCACCAAAGACGUGCCAGCGCCCCCGCCGCCCAUCGUCUUGAGGCCUGGCUCGACCGUCUACAUCUACAACCACUUCUUCCAACGGUACUUGAACAUUGGUCCCCACACUCACAUGGCGCGUGCUGGCGGAAAGGACGAUCGUGCACGUUGGACUGUGGUGGACGCAGGAGAUGGGGAGAUCGCACUGCACAAUCAGCAAACGGGGCGCUUCCUGAUGAUGUCCGAUGCGGACAUUUGGGGUCAUCCUGCUGCCGCAAGCCACUUGCAUCGAAGUUGGAGCAGUACGAGGUUCACUGUGGUCCCUUCACCGGUGAGUGGACGGUUUGGGCUGUACAAUAAGCACGUCAGCCGGUUCGUGUCGGUGGGGCCCGGCGACGCCAAUGUUAGUCCGGAAAUUCAGGCCAAGGACUUCCCAGCAGGAUGGACCCAUCAGCGGUUCGAAUUUAUCGUGUCCGACCCCUACCUGAAGCCGGGCACGAAAGUAGGACUCUACUCGCAUCACAAGAGCUGGCUGCGCAUGCACAACAACUACAUGGACACUGCGGCGCAUGUCGGACUUACCCCGGCGAUCUUCCAAGCCCACGCUGCCACGUACACAUGGGAGACGUUCGAGGUGGUGGAUGCCGGGAGUGGCGAGAUUGCUCUCUACAGCCCGAAGUGGGUGCGGUUCGUGGGGGUGACGUCUGACGGCAAGACCCACUCGACGGACCACAAGGCCGCCCAUGAGCUCCCAGCCGACUGGACUUCGGAAAGGUUCGCCGUGGUGCCCCUCGGCAAUGGCCUCAUUGGCUUGCACAACCCUCAACACAACCGGUUCCUGCGCGCAACACCGCAUGGAGGCUGUGACGCCAGUGAACCAAAGUCGCCAGCUGACAUGCCUGACUGGUGGACGUGGGAGCGAUGGCAAGUGGUCGAGCUGCCCGGCAGCAGCACACCUACCAGCAGCGCGACACUCCCAAAUGGCUGGGACUUCGGCGCUGCGCGCUGA
Molecule: messenger RNA, 3264 nt
Organism: Symbiodinium sp. CCMP2592
Lineage: Eukaryota; Dinophyceae; Suessiales; Symbiodiniaceae
Source: the annotation of a GenBank genome assembly